AUGUCCGCCUUCGCCCUGGAGGAAACGCUGGAGGCUGACUGGGUAGCCGUGAGGCCUCACGCCUUCCAGGAGCGGGAGAAGCACAAAUUCGUCUUCAUUGUGGCCUGGAACGAGAUCGAGUGCAAGUUUGCCAUCACCUGCCACAACCGCACGGCGCAGCUCCAGCGCAGCGGCUCCCGCGUGCUCUACCGUGGGAGCUCUUCCGGCCCUGAGGCCAGAGCCGCCCCUAAGGCUGGCAUUCCCACGGUGAGCAGGGGCACGGACUCCGGCCUGGUGCGUGGCUCCGAGCAGGACGCGGCGGCCGAGGCGCUGCUGAAGAGCCCGUUGCGCGCCAAGAGCAGCCCGGCCCAGAGGCUACUGCGGGGCCCGGAGGUGGCAGGUGCCGCCGAAGAGGUAGAAGCGCUGGAGCUGGGAAAGAGGAAGGAGGAAGUGGAGGCGGCGGCAGCAGCAGCCUCGUCGUUGCUGCCGCCCUCGCUGCUGCAGGCAGCCGAGUCGGUCGCUCCCGACGCGGAGCCUGUGGGGGAGGAGUGCAGCUGGGCCGGCCUCUUCUCCUUCCAGGACUUGCGGGCUGUGCACCAGCAGCUGUGCUCCGUGAACUCGGAACUGGAACCUUACCUGCCUGCCUUCCCCGAGGAGCCCUCGGGCAUGUGGGUGGUGCUAUUCGGAGCCCCGAAGCUUUCGGAGCAGGAGAUGGAGGAUCUCUGCUACAAACUGCAAGUUUACUUGCUUCACAGCUUGGAUACCUGUGGCUGGAAGAUUCUUUCACAGGUACUUUUCACUGAGACUGGCGACCCAGAAGAGUAUUAUGAGAGCCUGAGUGAGCUGCGACAAAAGGGGUACGAGGAGGUGCUGCAGCAGGCCCGCAGGCGAAUUCAGGAGAUCUCGGUAGAGAAUGACUACCUAGGCCCCAGAAGAAUUGAGAGUCUACAAAAAGAAGAUGCUGAUUGGCAGAGAAAAGCCCACAUGGCUGUGCUUUCUAUUCAAGAUCUUACAGUUAAAUACUUUGAAAUAACAGCUAAAGCACAGAAAGCUGUGUACGAUCGAAUGCGAGCAGACCAGAAAAAAAUUGGUAAGGCAGCAUGGGCAGCAGCAGUGGAACGUAUGGAAAAGCUUCAGUAUGCAGUUUCUAAGGAGACUUUGCAGUUGAUGCGUGCUAAAGAAAUCUGUUUGGAGCAGAAGAAACAUGCACUGAAGGAGGAGAGGGCAAGAUCCGCAGGCCGAUGCUCUCUGCCUGACCGGGACGAGACCCUGCUGCAGUACCUGGACCUGCCUGGAACGCCAGCCUCGCUGUCCGGAGGAGCCGAGAGGGAAGGGGGGGCUGCCCCGCGACCGCUCUAA
Molecule: messenger RNA, 1338 nt
Organism: Apus apus (common swift)
Lineage: Eukaryota; Metazoa; Chordata; Aves; Apodiformes; Apodidae
Product: junction-mediating and -regulatory protein-like
Exons: 5
Coding region: 1-1338 (445 amino acids)
Biological process (GO): 'de novo' actin filament nucleation; positive regulation of apoptotic process; Arp2/3 complex-mediated actin nucleation
Cellular component (GO): cytoplasm; nucleus
Molecular function (GO): transcription coactivator activity; Arp2/3 complex binding
Source: RefSeq, a predicted model, not a curated record